GACGCCGCCCCAACUCCCGCACCCGCACAUAAUGGCACUGCUACAGCCCCCGAGGACGAAGAAGACGGUGAAGGAGUAGACGCUGUGGAAUCGGAUCCAAAGAAGAAGAAAAAGAAGAAGAAAGGGAAGAAAGAUGAGGACACCGCUCCUGCCGCUGCCCCGACUCUGUCGCCUCCUGCACCUGCAAAUAACACUACUUCAACAGCACUUGAUGAUGACGAAGAUGGUGAAGAAGCAGGGGCAGGUGAGACGGACACAAAGAAGAAGAAAAAGAAGAAGAAAGGAAAGAAAGAUGAGGACGUCGUUCCUGCCGUUGCCCCAACUCCCGCACCUGCAAAGAAGGCUAAAGGCGGCCUCAGUGCCUUGAAGGCCAUGAUGGAGGAGAAGAAACGACUGGAGGAGGAGGCGCGAAGACUGGAGGAGGAGGAACGGAAACGUAUAGAAGAGGAGGAGAGACGAGCGGAAGAGGAGGCAAAGCGCAAAGAAGAGGAGAAACAACGGAAGAAAGAGAAGGAAAAGGCCAAGCUUGAGCUGGCCAAAAAGGAGGGUCGAUACAUGACGAAGAAACAGAAGGAAGAAAAGGCAGCCGCAGAGCUUCGUCGGCAGGCCCUCCUUGCAUCAGGUGUUCAGAUUGAAGGGCUGCAACAACAGGCAGGUAUUCCGUCAAAGAAGGUCGCGUUCGGUAAUAGGAAGAAGAAGGGCCCUCUUGCCAAGGAGGCCACAGGUUCGCCUACCCCUGAGUCGAGACCGGAAACUCCAGACAACAUCCUCGAAACUUCCGCCCCUUCGCAUGUCGAGCCCGCUAUUGAGGAGGCCAAGUUGGACGGAGUGAAGGAUGAGUGGGAUGCAAGCAGCGGGGACGAAUCAGAUGAAAGUGUUGACUCGGAGGAGACGCAACCAGAACAACCAGAAAUCCAAACGGACAUUCAAGUCGACCAGGAUCUACCCGACGCGACGCAAGCAGAUGCAAGGACAGCGCAGGCGCACGUGAGACCAGCUAAGACACCUGCGGCUGCCACUGCAGUGCACAGUAAAGAUCAGAAAGAUAACCUUCGCAGUCCUAUCUGUUGUAUUCUCGGACAUGUUGAUACCGGUAAAACGAAACUUUUGGAUAAGAUCCGUCAAACAAAUGUACAAGAAGGCGAAGCAGGCGGUAUUACCCAGCAAAUCGGUGCCACGUACUUCCCGUUAGAUGCCAUAAAGACAAAGACUGCAGUAAUGAAUAAGGCUGGUCACUUGAAUGACAACUCUCAAGAAUACAAGAUCCCUGGAUUGUUGGUUAUCGAUACUCCCGGACACGAAUCCUUCACCAACUUGCGUAGCCGCGGAAGUUCUCUAUGCAACAUCGCGAUUUUGGUGGUAGAUAUCAUGCACGGCCUUGAGCCACAAACUCUGGAGUCUCUAAGGCUAUUGAAAGACAAAAAAACACCGUUCAUCGUGGCCCUUAACAAGAUUGACCGAUUAUACGGCUGGAAAGAAACACCCGACGGUGCCUUCCAAGAAUCACUUGCGAAGCAAAAGCGAUCUGUGCAACGAGAAUUCGAAGAUCGUGUACAAAAAACCAUCCUCGCCUUUGCAGAACAGGGCUUAAACGCAGUCUUAUACUACGAGAACAAGAGUUUUGCCCGCAAUGUUUCUCUGGUACCUACCUCUGCUAUCACUGGGGAAGGCGUUCCCGACAUGAUCAUGCUAUUGGUCAAUCUUACCCAGCAGCGCAUGAGUGAUCGCUUGAUGUACCUCUCGGAGCUGGAGUGUACCGUCCUCGAAGUGAAGGUAGUAGAGGGCUUGGGCACGACAAUUGAUGUUGUCUUGUCCAACGGUAUCCUACGUGAAGGUGACAAAAUAAUUGUAUGCGGUCUUAAUGGCCCGAUUGUUACUCAGGUUCGUGCGUUGUUAACGCCUCAGCCGCUUCGCGAGCUACGAAUCAAGGCAACAUAUGUUCACCACAAAGAAGUCAAGGCAGCACUGGGCGUCAAGCUUGUUGCUCCUGACCUUGAUAAAGCUGUUGCAGGUUCACGGCUCCUUGUUGUUGGACCAGACGAUGAUGAGGAGGAUUUAGUCGACGAGGUCAUGACAGACCUCACCACGCUUUUAAACUCUGUUGACAAGUCAGGUCGUGGAGUUUGCGUGCAAGCCAGUACGUUGGGAUCUCUCGAAGCGUUGCUCGACUUCUUGAAAGUCAGCAAAAUUCCUGUAUCGGGGAUUAAUAUCGGUCCCGUACACAAGAAAGAUGUUAUGCGCGCUGCCACAAUGCUAGAAAAGGCCAAGGAGCUCGCAGUCAUUCUUUGUUUCGACGUACCAGUGGACAAAGAUACAGAAAAGCUCGCUGAGGAAAUGGGCAUCAAAGUGUUCAAAGCCGACAUCAUCUAUCAUCUGUUUGACGCCUUCACUGCCUAUAACAACGACAUCAUGGAGGCAAAGCGACGAGAUGCGGCUCCGCAGGCGGUAUGGCCUUGCAGAUUGAAGAUAAUAGCUGCCUUCUGUAAACGGGAUCCGAUUAUUUUGGGAGUUGACAUCUUGGAUGGGACUCUUCGAGUGGGCACUCCGCUUUGUGUUGUCACGGUCGAUCCGACAACACAGAAGAAAGACAUUAUCGACCUUGGGAAGGUCACAUCGUUGGAGAUCAACCACAAAUCAUUCGAUAUCGUCAAGAAAUCUCAAUCUGGUGGUGGCGUUGCUGUGAAGAUCGAACACGCUGUGUAUGAAUCUGGAAAAAUGUUCGGCCGACACUUCGAUGAAAAGAAUGAACUUUUCAGUCACAUCACAAGACAGAGCAUUGAUGUUCUCAAGACGUCCUUCAAGGCUGAUGUUUCCACUGAAGAAUGGCUCCUAAUCAAAGCUCUCAAACCUGUAAGCCUGUCAAACGCUUUGCCUUUUCCGGAUGUUCAAUCAUUCACUGGACAACAGAAGACAGAUGAUAUUGUUGGUGAUAAUGAAAGUGGCUCUAUCGCAGACACGGACGCCCUGCAGCUGGCACAACUUGGCUAUAAACAGCAAUUACAUCGCAGCUGGCACCUGAUUGAGAGCUUUGCGGCAAGUUUUGUUGCCCUGAACUUCAUUGGAAGCGUCAGAUCUUUUCUCUUCCUCGGGCUUCUAGCGGGAGGGCCCGCCGCGAUAUGGUCAUCAUACGUUGUUACAAUGAUCUUCAUGUUCAUAACUGCCGCUGUUCUCGCCGAGAUCUGCUCCGCGUUACCAUUAAGCGGCUCUAUCUACUUAUGGGCUGCAGAAAGUGCUGGUCCAAAGCAUGCCAGAUUCUUCGGCUUCCUUGUUGCUUGGUGGGCAUGUACCGCAUGGAUGACCUUUACCGCGAGCAACUGCCAAACCACAGCCAAUUACAUCGUUUCUCAACUUGCUGUUUGGGAGGUUAACUUCCCUGGGGGUGUUGGAAAUGACAAUAUCCAGUGGCGGGCCCUGAUAUGGGCCAUAUCCGAAGGAAUGUUGUUGUUGUCAGUGGCUAUCAACUACCUUCCGCCAAAAUUUUAUUCUGGUAUCUUCAAAUUUUCCAUCGGCCUCAUGAUGCUUGACUUUUUCUUGUGUCUCAUCUGGUUGCCUAUCGGUGUUUCGAAGACCUACGGUUUCCGGUCCGCUAGUGAUGUCUUCACGAUGACUUAUAACGGCACGGGAGCCCCAGCUACGUGGAACUGGCUCUUAUCUUUGUUAUUCACAGCGGGGACCUUGACUGGCUUUGAUGCCUCAGGACACAUCGCCGAGGAGACCAAGAAUGCUAGUGUGGUUGCAGCAAAAGGAAUUUUAUCGAGUGCAAUUGCAACAGGUGUUUUGGGUUUCAUCACGACUAUCCUGUUUUUGUUCUGUACGCCAGACCUCGACACUGUGUUUGCCCUCGAUGCGCCGCAGCCAUUCGUGCAGAUCUACGCGCUCGCUCUCGGGAAGAAAGCCAGCAUAUUUAUGACUGUUAUUGCGGUCGUUGGCCUGAUCAUGAACACAACUGUUGCUAUUGUCGCAUCCUCGCGCCUUGUGUUCGCGGUCGCAAGAGAUGGGGUUUUACCAUUGUCCGGAUGGAUCGGCGCUGUCGACUCGAAAGGACAACCUCGCAAUGCAGUUACCGUCAUCUACAUCUUUGCAGCCGCUCUUCUCUGUACAAUCAUUCCCAGUCAGGUGGCAUUCACAUCAUUGGUCUCAGCUGGGGCCGCUCCGACCAUUGCUGCAUACGGCCUUAUUGCUUUGCUACGCUUGACGAUGACACCUAAUUGUUUCCAGUCCUCUCAUUUCAAGCUGGGAAAAUACGCAAAACCAUUCUAUGUUUGUGCUGUCUUAUUCAAUGCGCUGGUAUUUGCGGUCGAUAUAUCACCAUUUGAAUUCCCUGUCACAGCUCAGACAUUCAAUUUUGCCACCGUCAUCUUUGGCGCAAUUUCCAUUUUUGCUUUCUUGAGCUGGUACUUCACUCCUGAAGAAAAGUGGCUCAGAAAGGAGCAGAUACUCAAGGCGUAUGAGACAGUCGAUCAUCCUGAUGAUGAGUGA
This is a messenger RNA of Suillus plorans, 4479 nucleotides long. RefSeq lists its product as uncharacterized. Gene Ontology annotation, cellular component: membrane. The transcript is spliced from 23 exons. Gene Ontology annotation, biological process: transmembrane transport. NCBI's taxonomy places the organism in Eukaryota, Fungi, Basidiomycota, Agaricomycetes, Boletales, Suillaceae. The record is from RefSeq and is a predicted model, not a curated record. Gene Ontology annotation, molecular function: transmembrane transporter activity; GTP binding; translation initiation factor activity. The annotation marks the transcript as partial.